AUGAAUGCGAAUUCUAAGCCUCUUAUACUAAUCUCAAAUGAUGAUGGAUAUUCUGCCAAAGGCAUUACUGCUCUUAUUGAGGCAGUACAGCCGUUGGGUGAAUUGAUUGUAAUGGCUCCUGAUGGACCAAGAUCAGGAUAUGCAGGUUCAAUAACAACUUCUUCUAUAUUAACCGCACAACUUGUACGUAAAGAAGAUGAUUUGACAGUUUAUAAAUGCAGUGGAACACCUGUUGAUUGCAUUAAAUUAGCAUUAAAUUCAUAUGUCCCUAGAAAGCCUGAUUUAAUACUCGGAGGAAUCAACCAUGGUGAUAAUUCAUCAGUUAAUGUUCAUUACUCAGGAACAAUGGGAAUUCCAAUUGAAGGUUGUAUGAAAGGCGUCCCAUCAAUUGGAUUUUCGCUCUGCAAUCUUUCAUGGGAUGCAGAUUUCUCAGCUACAAUCCCAAUAGUUAGAAAAUUGUCCGAAAAGGUACUUAAAGAAGGAUUACCUGAAGGCGUUUGCUUAAACGUUAAUAUUCCUGACUUAAAGGAAUUUAAAGGGGUAAAGGUGUGCAGGCAAUCCAAAUCUAUAUGGGAUAAAGAAUACGUUGAAAAAAUUCACCCUAGAGGUUCAAAAUAUUACUGGCUUCACUUUGAUUUUCUUAACUUAGAGCCAGAUGCCGAAGAUACAGACCGAUGGGCUUUAAAGAAUGGUUACGUCAGCAUUACACCAACCAAAGUCGACGUAACAGCAUACGAAGCGAUGAAAAACCUCGAAUCUUUCAAUACUGAUUUCUAA
Molecule: messenger RNA, 777 nt
Organism: Trichomonas vaginalis G3
Lineage: Eukaryota; Parabasalia; Trichomonadida; Trichomonadidae
Product: survival protein SurE family
Exons: 1
Coding region: 1-777 (258 amino acids)
Molecular function (GO): nucleotidase activity
Source: RefSeq, a predicted model, not a curated record